Molecule: messenger RNA, 564 nt
Organism: Sporisorium graminicola
Lineage: Eukaryota; Fungi; Basidiomycota; Ustilaginomycetes; Ustilaginales; Ustilaginaceae
Exons: 1
Coding region: 1-564 (187 amino acids)
Source: RefSeq, a predicted model, not a curated record
AUGUACUGCCUGCGGUGGUGGAUUCCUCUAUUCCUUCUGCCGUUCCCAAAGACGUCACCCUUGUUCCUGGUGCUCUUCCUCUUUUCGUUCACGCUGCACUCGCAACCAUGCAUGUACUGUGCGCUGAUUUUGACAGGUCUCUUUACUACCUCUUCCAACUGGUAUAGCCCUGCCUCGUCCGUCAUGCGUUUGGACUCUAUCAACUCGACAUCAACGGCAAUCUCGUCGAACAACUCGGCACCACGCUCAAGCUACGGCUGGCUCGAUCUGGGAUAUUCUGGCGGUAACGGCUUCUUCAACUCUCUGUCCAGACUUGGCGACGGCUUGAAACCUACUCAGGAUGCUGAUGCAAGCACUCGAGACUUCUACCAGCUCUCGAUACCGUGGUCCGAGUCGCAAGUGCAGAUUCCAAAACGCUUCUUCGUUGGUGUAGGCAAGCAUCGCGGGCUUGGAGUAUGGGUCGACCUCGGCAGUGGCAUCAACGACGCACCAACAUCCUCCGAGAGGUCACGGACAGCGACGGAUGCUUCGAGACCUGUCGCAAAUUUGCAUGUAGAGCUGUAA